Molecule: messenger RNA, 1651 nt
Organism: Ctenocephalides felis (cat flea)
Lineage: Eukaryota; Metazoa; Arthropoda; Insecta; Siphonaptera; Pulicidae
Product: kelch domain-containing protein 4-like
Exons: 7
Coding region: 98-1651 (517 amino acids)
Molecular function (GO): protein binding
Source: RefSeq, a predicted model, not a curated record
AGUUGGGCAAGCACAUGGUGUUUAAUUCUGUGUUUUAUUUUUGAAACGCAUUGAAAUUGUUUAAUAGUUAAUGUUAUUUAUUAAUUAAUUAUAAAAAAUGGGUAAAAAAGGCAAGGAUAAAAAAAAGAUAAAAGGAGCCGAGAAAACGGCUAUGAAAACAGAGAAAAAAAUCAUCAAUAAACAGAAAAAACAAUUAGCAGCCUUAGGAGAGGAUGAUAUUGAAACUAUUAUUGCCCAAAUUGAAAAAGAAGAAGCAAAACGAUUGGAAGUAACAGAAACAAUAGUACCUCCACCAUCGCCAAGAGUUAAUUUUAGUAUUGUAGCUUUACCUGAUAAAGAUGAAAUAUUAAUUUUUGGUGGUGAAUAUUUCAAUGGCCAAAAGACCAUGGUUUAUAACGACAUGUAUGUUUACAAUGUAAACAGCAGUGAAUGGAAAUUAGUCAAAGUACCAGGUGGUCCUCCACCACGUUGUGGUCAUCAAAUGGUUUCUAUUGCAAGUGAUGGAGGACAGUUAUGGUUAUUUGGAGGAGAAUAUGCUAGUCCUACGCAAAGUCAAUUCUAUCACUAUAGAGAUUUAUGGGUUUAUCGUAUCAGCACUAAACGCUGGGAAAAAAUUAAUCGUAGUGGUGCACCAUCUGCUAGAAGUGGACAUAGAAUGCUUGCUCAUAAGAAGAAACUAUUUAUAUUUGGAGGAUUUCAUGAUAAUCUUAGAGAUUACAAAUAUUUUAAUGAUUUACAUAUAUUUUCAUUAGAAGAUUAUGUAUGGACGAAAGUUGAGCCAGGUGGUAUAGGUCCCUCACCUAGAUCUGGUUCUUGUUUUGUUGUUGGUAGCCAAGAUCGUCUUAUUGUUUGGGGUGGUUACAGUAAAACUGUAAUAAAAAAGGGAGUGGAUAAAGGAACCACCCAUACUGACAUGUUUGCAUUAUGUGCUGAUAAACAUAGUACUAAUGCAAAUGCUUACAAAUGGGUAUCAAUUAAACCUGGAGGCAUACGUCCCGGUCCUAGAAGUGGUAUGUCCGCUUGUACUAGUGCUACUGGUAACUUGCGAGCCUACAUAUUUGGUGGUGUUACUGAUGUUGAGGAAACAGAAGAUGAAUUGCAAGGCUCAUUUAAUGAUGAUUUACUUCAUCUGGAUCUUGAGAAUAUUUUUUGGAAUAAAGUGCAACUAAGUGGUAACAAAGAGAUUAAAAAAUCUGAAAGUUUGGAAAAUACUCAGGCUCCGCAACAAGACACAAAUUUGGACAACAUUGAGACUGCAGUACAACAAACAACUGUUUCCACCGAUGGCGUAUUCAAAAUGGUUAUUGGAGGAAGUGUGUCAAGCACAAGUAGUUCUGUUACUAAAAGCACUGUGGAAGUACGAGAUGAAAAUUGGCCUAGAGCAAGAAUGAAUGCUGGUUUAGUGAUAUGCAGAGGACAAUUAUAUCUUUAUGGAGGACUAUUUGAGAUAGGUUCCAAACAAAUAACUUUAUCUGAUUUAUAUUCUUUAGAUAUUCGUAAAAUGGACAAAUGGAAAGUUUUAAUUCCUUGUGAUAUUUCAAAAUCUGAAUGGUUUGGGUCUGAUUCAGAAUCGAGCAAUGAUGAGUGUGAGAGUAUGUCUGAGGAUGAUGAUUUGGAAACUAGUUCAGAUUCAGAUGUUGAACUUAAUUAG